CAAACAUCAAAAGAACCUUGCUUAUUAGUCACGUGACUAUUAUUGAGCGAAAAUCUUGAAAAAACCCACAUGAGAAGGUGAAAAUGUCAGGAAUAGCCAUUGGAAGACUGAGUGAAGAACGCAAAGCCUGGCGCAAGGAUCAUCCAUUUGGCUUUGUUGCGAGACCAACAAAAAAUCCUGAUGGAACUUUGAAUUUAUUGAAUUGGGAGUGUGCAAUACCUGGCAAAAAGGGAACCCCAUGGGAAGGAGGAUUAUACAAACUCAGAAUGUUAUUUAAGGAAGAUUACCCCAGCUCACCUCCAAAAUGCAAGUUUGAGCCUCCACUGUUCCACCCCAAUGUGUACCCCUCAGGCACAGUGUGUCUGUCUCUACUGGAUGAGGAAAAAGACUGGCGUCCAGCCGUCACAAUUAAACAGAUUUUAUUGGGUAUCCAAGAACUGUUAAAUGAGCCUAAUGUCAAGGAUCCAGCACAAGCAGAGGCUUACACCAUAUAUUGUCAAAAUCGUGUGGAGUAUGAGCGACGAGUUCGAGAGCAAGCUGUCAGAUUUCGGGAUCCUUCCUUAUAACUGGAGAAUCAAGUUAAACAUUUCAGGGAUGAUAUUGUGUUGCAUUUUUCUAAAACUCUCAGUAUGGUGAUAUAGAACAGAAGUUGACCUUUAGUUAUAUGCUUUUUUUCUGGCAGGAUUCAGUAGAUAUCAAUAAUUCAGUGCUUCUUCAUGGACAGGAUUAUUUGUGUAUUCUGUUGUAGGAUUCACCAAGUGGAGAGCGACUUCCUUUCCUUGUAUCAGUGUUGGUGCAUUGUUCGUGACAUUAAUUAUUAGAGCAAUGCAUUUUAAUGUUGUUGACAUGUAUAAGAAGUCUCCAUUUUAUAUAAACCCUUUUUUCUGUAAUUCAUGUUUUGGUCUACCAAAAUUUGGAUUUGGUAACGUAAAAUUCUGAUUUGAAUUUUUUUUUAAAAAUGAUAUACAUGUAUUUUUUUUCAAACAAAUGUUAUGGGUUUGAUGGAUUCCAGUUAUGUGAAAUUCAUGAGACUACAAAAGUGAAGUUGUAAAUAAAGUAUUUUUGAAAAACUGUGCAUUAAA
Messenger RNA from Saccostrea echinata, 1082 nucleotides. RefSeq names its product SUMO-conjugating enzyme UBC9-B. The record is from RefSeq and is a predicted model, not a curated record. Lineage: Eukaryota; Metazoa; Mollusca; Bivalvia; Ostreida; Ostreidae. The coding region runs from base 84 to 566 and encodes 160 amino acids. Gene Ontology annotation, cellular component: nucleus. Gene Ontology annotation, molecular function: SUMO conjugating enzyme activity. The transcript has 7 exons. Gene Ontology annotation, biological process: protein sumoylation.